UCGGCAUGCGGAUUUAAAAGUUGGGGCACAGCGGAAAGCAGGAGAGGGAAAAAUGGGAAAGCAGAAGCAGGAAGAAGACGAAGACAAUAGAAGAGAAGCAUCCAUUGCUUCAACCCUUUCUUUGCAACCCAAUUUCAAGCCUGUCGGAGUCACUCCUCAACAGCUUUCUAAAUUCCAAGAGCUUCACCGGACGCGUUUACAAAUAAAAGCAAAAUCAAAGAUCCACAAGAAACUAAAUGGUCGAGCCGAAAGGUUUCGUGCUGAAUACAUGAAUUCCGCAGAUUCUCAGGAAUCGGAUUCAAACACCAAAGUUGAACAAGAAAGUGUUCCAAACCCAAAGAACCAUGGUGAAGAUGAUAAUCCCUUUUCACUGCAAGACAAUGAAGUUGUGCAACUUGCAACAAAAAAGCGGCAGAAACUGCAUUGGGGCCUUGAUACAAAGGAAAGAUGGGAAAGGAAAGCCAACAUGUAGACUGAAGAAACAUAAAGCUUCGGUUAGAUGAUGUUGUGCCUCUUAUGUUUCUUUAUUGAGUAAACGAAAAUGAUGUAGCCUCGGAGGAAUCGAUUACUGCAUCUUUGAGGCAUUUUCUAGUAGUAUAUUCGAGAAUUCUUAAUUGGCCGAAUGUAAAUAGCUCUAGGAUAGAAUACAAUAAAGAAA
Molecule: messenger RNA, 658 nt
Organism: Hibiscus syriacus
Lineage: Eukaryota; Viridiplantae; Streptophyta; Magnoliopsida; Malvales; Malvaceae
Exons: 4
Coding region: 53-472 (139 amino acids)
Source: RefSeq, a predicted model, not a curated record